Messenger RNA from Trichoderma atroviride IMI 206040, 1093 nucleotides. RefSeq lists its product as uncharacterized. Gene Ontology annotation, cellular component: proteasome core complex. The record is from RefSeq and is a predicted model, not a curated record. Lineage: Eukaryota; Fungi; Ascomycota; Sordariomycetes; Hypocreales; Hypocreaceae.
CUUCACCAAAACGAGAAACCACCAAGCAUUGAAGUGCGACAGUACGACACAGUAAAUACUGAUGCUCCACGGCUGUUGAUUCCUGCAACCUGGUAUACACGAGCAACAGACGAGACCAGCACGACUGGUCGUAAAAGCACCCACAGCAGCCUCAAGAUGCCGGGCUUCGACUUCUCCAACUACAACCGCAAUGCGGCCCUGCACGCCCGCGGAGUGCCUCUGCCAAAGGCGACCAGCACAGGAACAACCAUUGUCGGCUGCAUCUUCGACGGCGGCGUUGUGAUUGCUGCUGAUACCCGAGCCACCUCCGGCCCCAUCGUCGCCGACAAGAACUGCGAGAAGCUUCACUACAUCUCCCCCCAGAUCUGGUGUGCCGGAGCCGGUACCGCCGCCGACACCGAGUUCACCACCGCCCUCAUCUCCUCCCAGCUCGAGCUGCACUCCCUCUCCACCGGCCGCAAGCCCCGCGUCGUCACCUGCAUGACCCUCCUCAAGCAGCACCUCUUCCGCUACCAGGGCCACAUUGGCGCGUACCUCGUCGUCGCCGGCUGCGACCCUACCGGCACCCACCUCUUCACCGUCCACGCCCACGGCAGCACAGACAAGCUCCCCUACGUCACCAUGGGAUCCGGCAGUCUGGCUGCCAUGAGCGUCUUUGAGACGCAGUGGAAGGCGGACAUUUCACGGGAUGAGGCCGUCAAGCUGUGUAGCGAUGCUAUCCUGUCCGGUAUCUGGAACGAUUUGGGUUCUGGUUCCAACGUCGACGUUGCCGUCAUCACCAAGGAGAAGACUACCCUGCUACGAAACUACAUCAAGCCCAACGAGAAGAGCGCGAAGCUGCAGAGCUACCGCUUCGAGAAGGGCACUACUGCCGUCUUAAACGAAAAGGUUAUCAACAAGAGCGAUCUUAAGCGAUUUGUCACAGUACACGACUUACCGGUUGAGGGUGAGAAGAUGGAUGUUGAUACCUAAAGAUGGGGAAGGAAUAGCGGGCGGUUAGGGCGUGACUUUGUGCUUUAUCCGCGAAAUAGUUAACAGACUAGAAACCAAAUAAAACUUCAAAGCUAUGAUAAUGAUACAAUGUUUUGACCCC